Molecule: messenger RNA, 879 nt
Organism: Notechis scutatus (mainland tiger snake)
Lineage: Eukaryota; Metazoa; Chordata; Lepidosauria; Squamata; Elapidae
Gene: GRXCR1
Product: glutaredoxin and cysteine rich domain containing 1
Biological process (GO): inner ear receptor cell stereocilium organization; sensory perception of sound
Cellular component (GO): kinocilium; stereocilium
Source: RefSeq, a predicted model, not a curated record
AUGUUGACGGGGAACACCCCGGUUGAGGGGCAGAGGCAGCCGAGGAAAGUCCGAUUUCGCAUCGCGUCUUCUCACAGCGGGCGCAUCCUGAAGGAGGUCUACACCAAUGGAGAAACAUCAGAUUCCUUGGAUUCAGAGUGUACCAGCUCGGAGAGCGACCCCAACAGCCGCUUCAGCGAGUCAGACGGACAGAACCACGGACAGGCUGGCUCCGAAGGCGACGAGAAUGAGACGGAGAUGGAUGCGAUGCUCGCAUUGGUGAGGGCCGCCAAAGAAAGAGGGUUUGGCUCCAAACGAAUCAAGAUCCUCAGCAAGAAUGGGACAGUGAGAGGAGUGAAGCAUAAAGUCAGCGCUGGCCAGGUCCUUUUCGACAACUUAAGCAAAGCCUUUGAGUUAUCAUCUGUUUUGGAAAAUGGGCGCAUCGUCAUUUACACCACCAGCCUCCGGGUGGUGAGAACCACUUUCGAAAGGUGCGAAUUAGUUCGGAAGAUCUUCCAAAAUCACCGUGUGAAAUUUGAAGAGAAAAACAUUGCAUUGAAUGGAGACUAUGGGAAGGAACUGGGCGAGAGGUGCCGGAAGGUGGGAGAAGCUCCCUUGGUCCCCGUUGCCUUCAUUGAAGGCCAGUAUCUGGGGGGUGCUGAGAAAAUUUUGUCAAUGAAUGAAUCGGGUGAGCUGCAGGACCUUUUAACCAAAAUUGAGAGAGUUCAACACCCCCAUGAGUGCCUCUCCUGUGGGGGCUUUGGUUUCCUUCCAUGCUCGAUGUGCCAUGGGAGCAAGAUGUCCAUGUUCCGGAACCGUUUUACAGACUCUUUCAAAGCCCUCAGGUGCACCGCCUGCAACGAGAACGGCUUGCAACGUUGCCAGAACUGCAUGAGCUGA